AUGAUGAGUUUUGGAUCAGUUCAUACUUCUACUUCAUGGAUCACUUUGGUUUUGAUUCACUCAGCUAUAUUAUUUUGGACAAGCGCCAACUGCUGGUCUUACCACUACUCAGAAAGCACAAUGAACUGGACUCAGGCUAGGGUCUGGUGCAGGGAGCGUUACACAGACAUGGUGGCCAUCCAGAACCAAGACGAGAUUAAUCACCUCAACGAAUGGCUGCCCAAGAAGGCAGACUACUACUGGAUUGGCAUUCGCAAAGUCAACCAAGUGUGGACGUGGGUGGGCACCAACAAGCCUCUGACAGAAGAAGCAAAGAACUGGGCAGCCAAUGAACCCAACAACGCCAACAAUGAUGCAAAAGGCAGCGAGGACUGUGUGGAGAUGUACAUCAAGAGACAGCAGCAGACGGGCAAAUGGAACGAUGAGAGGUGCGGGAAACUCAAGACUGCCCUAUGCUUUUCAGCUGCCUGCAAAAAUGAUUCCUGUUUACACGGAGAGUGCGUGGAAACCAUAAACAGCCACCGGUGUCAGUGCGAGGAAGGAUUUCACGGAGAAAAGUGCGAGAAUGUGGUUUAUUGUGGCAAAGAUGUGGUUAAAGGAGCCACUUGCACUCACAAGUAUGGAGACUAUGCCUUCGAUACGGAGUGCCAGUUUUCCUGUGACGAGGGCUAUCAGCUGAGCAUGAGCAGACCUCUUCGAUGCACAGCUGACAAAACAUGGUCAGAUCAACCCCCAACUUGUGAAUUAAUGCGCUGUCCGAAGCUGUCCACACCCCAGUGGGGCUCCAUGGAUUGCUCCGAUCCUUUGAAACCCUUCAGUUUUCGGUCCACAUGUGAGUUUGGUUGUGAGAAAGGCUAUGAGCUCAGUGGAACUCAGACGGACACGCUGGUCUGUGGACCGACCGGACAGUGGAACGCAUCACAGCCACAUUGCACUGCUGUUCGGUGCCCAUCGUUACCAGAGCAAAGUCAUCUCAAUACUACAUGUGACGACUUGAGCUUUGGAAGUUUGUGCAGCUUCAGUUGUGCCACAGGCUUCAGUUUGGUGGGAGCCCCGACCCUAACAUGUGCUGCAUCUGCUCAGUGGAACGACAGCAUGCCAUUCUGUCGAGCUGUUCAAUGUCCUGCAAUCCCAGAGAUGGAAAAUGCUGUUGUAGACUGUGAAGGAGAAGCCAAAACAAAGUAUGAGUACGGAAACUCCUGCUGCUUCAGCUGUCUUCCAGGAUAUGCUCUGGUGGGAACAAAAGCGCUAACAUGCACUUCAUCAGCAGAGUGGAGUGGACAUAUCCCUAAAUGCCAAGCAAUGUAUUGUCCAGUGUUUGAGGAAAAAACAAACCUCUUAGUAAAGUGUAAUCAUGACCUAUCAGAGCUGGCACCUGGCUCCACGUGUAGCUUCAGCUGCGACCCUGGCUUUCAUCUUCAGGGAGCGGAAAACCUCCAGUGCUUAGACGAUGUGCAGUGGGACCACGCUAUGCCAACAUGCGAAGUAAUGCGCUGUCCGAAGCUGUCCAGACCACAGUGGGGCUCCAUGGAUUGCUCCGAUCCUUUGAAACCCUUCAGUUUUCGGUCCACAUGUGAGUUUUCUUGUGAGAAAGGCUAUGAGCUCAGUGGAACUCAGACGGACACACUGGUCUGUGGACCGACCGGACAGUGGAACGCAUCACAGCCACAUUGCACUGCUGUUCGGUGCCCAUCGUUACCAGAGCAAAGUCAUCUCAAUACUACAUGUGAUGACUUGAGCUUUGGAAGUUCGUGCAGCUUCAGUUGUGCCACAGGCUUCAGUUUGGUGGGAGCCCCGACCAUAACAUGUGCUGCAUCUGCUCAAUGGAACGACAGCAUGCCAUUCUGUCAAGCUGUUCAAUGUCCUGCAAUCCCAAAGAUGAAAAAUACUGUCGUACACUGUGGAAAUGCCAAAACAAAGUAUACGUAUGGAAACUCUUGUAGCUUCAGUUGUGCGACAGGUUUCAAUCUGGUGGGAGUGGAAACCAUCACAUGCUCUUCAUCUGCUCAAUGGACUGAGAGCAUGCCAUUCUGUCAAGUUGUUGCUUGCCCACUGCUGGAGGCUCCAAAAAAUGGCCACAUUAACUGCUCAUUACAAGAGUCUGUGUACGACUCGGACUGUGCCUUCAGCUGUGAUCAGGACUAUACACUGGACGGGCCUGCCAUUCUUACCUGUACUCAGCAUGGCAACUGGACUGGAGACUUGCCCACCUGCAAAUCUGCACCAUCUCAGUCCACCCUCAUUGCCACCGCAUCAGCAGCAGGGGGCGCUGUUUCGCUGUCUGCGCUCUCUCUGGCCAUGUGGAUACUGAAAAGGCUCAAGAAUAAAGCAUCUAAGUUUGACCUAAGCAGCUCUGACAUCGAGGUUCCUCCACAACACUACAAAAGCAGCAUUGACAGCCUAUUAUAG
Molecule: messenger RNA, 2409 nt
Organism: Knipowitschia caucasica
Lineage: Eukaryota; Metazoa; Chordata; Actinopteri; Gobiiformes; Gobiidae
Source: the annotation of a GenBank genome assembly